UAGUAAUUUUAAAAUUAUCCUAGCAAUUUAGUCAUUUUAAAAAUUUACGUACGUGGUUAAAAAGCCCCAUAUCAUUUGAGUUUGUGUUUUCAACUUUAGUUCAAUUAAACCUUUUGUAUAUCCAAAUAAAUAUUUUAUUUUAAUGAUGGAAUAGAUGGAGAAUACUUAUUUGUUGGAAUAUAGGAAGAAUUAUUCCAUGAAAAAAGAAUAGUGCAGUAUUCAAGCCUCUUUUGUUUUUUACCAAGUAAUUAGAAACUUCAAUUUUUUUAUUUUUUUGCCAUGUAAAAAAACGUCUUUGUCUUAUCGUUGCACUGAAGGAAUACCAAGGUCGAAUCAGUACGCGGUAGAAUUUCUACCAUUACAAGUUCAUACUUGCACGAGAGGCAUAAGGUCGGAACAAAAAUCAAAUACAAACACGCAUCUUAAAUAAAAUAAUACUUUACCGAAAUACGGAUUAGUUUUGACUCAUAUCAUAUGCAUUAUUUUUUCUGCAUGCCUUGCUUCUUUUCUUGUUCCUCUGCAAAUCACACGGUUUUUUCCGGCCGCCUCUGCAUCAGCCACCAUCUUCGGAGUUGAUACUACGAGGACUCGGAGAGGUGCCAUGGAGCACCAGGAAGGGAACAAUGACAUAGAGAGCAUGGAGGGAGCAUGGAGGGCAGUCGAAAGAUAUGGAUCGGGAUUGAAUGGGAAAGAGGAGGGAGGAAGUGCAAGCGAGCCUCUGCUUAGGAAACUCACCGGGAACACCACAUCACAGAUAGCCAUCAUUGGUGCCAACGUCUGCCCCGUUGAGAGCUUGGACUACGAAAUUGUGGAAAACGAUGUUUUCAAGGAAGACUGGCGAUCGAGGAAAAAGGUUCAAAUAUUUCAGUACAUUGUACUGAAGUGGACUCUGGCUCUUAUGAUUGGCUUGGCAACUGGGCUUGUCGGAUUCUUUAACAAUCUUGCAGUUGAGAACAUUGCUGGGUUUAAGUUGUUGCUGACUAGUAAUUUGAUGCUUGAGCACAGGUACUUGACAGCAUUUUUCGCCUAUGGCGGUAUCAAUGUGAUUUUGGCAGCAGCUGCAGCUACCCUUUGUGCUUAUGUUGCACCUGCUGCUGCUGGGUCAGGCAUACCUGAAGUUAAAGCAUAUCUCAAUGGAGUUGAUGCUUACUCCAUACUUGCUCCUAGCACACUUUUCGUGAAGAUAUUUGGGUCCAUUGCUGGAGUUUCUGCUGGAUUUGUACUAGGUAAGGAGGGGCCAAUGGUACAUACAGGUGCUUGCAUUGCCAACUUAUUAGGCCAGGGUGGAUCUCGCAAGUAUCAUCUCACAUGGACAUGGCUCAGAUACUUCAAAAAUGAUAGGGAUCGAAGAGAUCUUAUAACCUGUGGAUCUGCAGCAGGAGUGGCAGCCGCCUUCCGAGCACCUGUUGGAGGCGUGCUCUUUGCACUUGAAGAAGCAGCUUCUUGGUGGCGAAGUGCACUUCUGUGGAGAACAUUCUUCACAACCGCUAUUGUUGCUGUAGUAUUGAAAGGCUUGAUAGAGUAUUGCCGUAGCGGAAAAUGUGGAUUAUUUGGCAAGGGAGGACUAAUAAUGUUUGAUGUUAGUUCAAGUGUUUCAACAUAUAACACUCAAGAUCUGAUAGCUAUUGUUGCUAUUGGAUUAAUUGGCGGAGUAUUUGGAGCCCUCUUCAACUAUCUUGUAAACAUGACCCUUCGAACAUACAGCUUUAUCAACAAGAAAGGUGCCCCAUUCAAGAUUCUCCUCACUAUCAUCAUAUCUCUCCUCACAUCAUGCUGCUCUUAUGGGUUACCUUGGUUUGCCAGCUGCAUUCCUUGUCCUGAGGAUCUUCAAGAGGAAUGCCCAACCGUCGGCCGCUCGGGCAAUUUCAAAAACUUCCAGUGCCCCUCAGGUCACUACAAUGACCUUGCUUCUCUCUUCCUCAACACCAAUGAUGAUGCCAUCCGCAAUCUCUUCAGUGGCGGCACAGAGAAUGAAUUCCGCAUAUCCAGCCUUUUAGUCUUCUUCGCCGCAAUUUUCUGCCUUGGAGUUGCAACAUAUGGCAUUGCUAUUCCUUCUGGUCUUUUCAUUCCUGUUAUACUUGCUGGUGCUACUUAUGGAAGGAUCGUUGGCACUCUUCUUGGUCCAUUAUCAGACCUUGACACAGGUCUCUUUGCCCUUCUCGGAGCAGCAUCUUUCCUAGGUGGAACUAUGAGAAUGACAGUUUCUGUCUGUGUUAUACUUCUCGAGUUGACCAAUGAUCUUCUAAUGCUGCCUCUGGUUAUGUUAGUCCUCCUCCUAUCCAAGACAGUAGCUGAUUGCUUUAACAGGGGGGUCUAUGAUCAGAUGGUCAAGAUGAAGGGGCUUCCAUUCAUGGAAGCCCAUGCAGAACCCUACAUGAGGAACUUGGUAGCAGGGGACGUGAUAUCAGGACCUCUGAUUUCCUUCUCUGGUGUGGAGAGAGUAGGGAACAUAGUCGAAGCACUGAGAUUCACUGGUCAUAAUGGUUUUCCAGUGAUCAAUGAACCCCCCUUCUCAGAUGCUCCUGAACUUGUUGGGCUGGUACUGAGGUCUCAUUUGCUUGUUUUGCUGAAGGGAAAGAUAUUUACCAUGGGAAGGGUAGAAACUGGGGUAGAAGAAGUGUUACAAAGAUUUGGACCCUUUGAUUUUUCAAAAGCUGGAUUAGGCAAAGGGCUGAAACUGGAAGAUUUGGAUAUCCUUGAAGAGGAAUUGGAUAUGUUUGUUGAUCUCCACCCCAUCGCCAACACAUCACCCUACACAGUCGUCGAGACAAUGUCACUAUCUAAAGCUGCUGUCCUCUUCAGGGAGCUUGGACUCAGGCACCUGUGCGUUGUGCCAAAGACUCCAGGGAGGCCUCCUAUUGUUGGAAUUCUCACUCGGCAUGACUUUGUGCCAGAACACAUUCUUGGGCUGUUCCCUCAUGUCUCACACCGUCACAAAUAGUCAUUGUUACCACCGCAGUCUUAGGGUUUAUCCCUAUUUUUGAGAAUGUUUGACUAAAUUUAUUAAAAAUAAUUUAUAAAUAUUUGUAUGUUAGAUUUUAUUUUAAAAAUAAAUUGUUAAAGUAUUGUGUAAAUUUAUUA
Molecule: messenger RNA, 3081 nt
Organism: Zingiber officinale
Lineage: Eukaryota; Viridiplantae; Streptophyta; Magnoliopsida; Zingiberales; Zingiberaceae
Product: chloride channel protein CLC-c-like
Exons: 8
Coding region: 602-2941 (779 amino acids)
Biological process (GO): transmembrane transport; chloride transport
Cellular component (GO): intracellular membrane-bounded organelle; plant-type vacuole membrane
Molecular function (GO): voltage-gated chloride channel activity
Source: RefSeq, a predicted model, not a curated record